Anolis sagrei ordinatus is the source of this 744-nucleotide messenger RNA. The record is from RefSeq and is a predicted model, not a curated record. NCBI's taxonomy places the organism in Eukaryota, Metazoa, Chordata, Lepidosauria, Squamata, Anolidae.
AUGUGGCAUGCUUUCCAAAGAUUAGAAGAGAUCAGCACUCUUUCCAUUGUUGGCUGCCCUGAAUCUGAUUGGCUGGAAUCCCUGCAGGUGGCUGGUUGGAAUUCCCACACUUGGCACUGGAUGGGACAGUGGUGGUCGCCGAAAGAACAUGCCACCGUUUCCUUGAGAGACACAAGUAGCGUGGAGUCACAGCAAGCAAACCCAUUCUUGUCAGAUCCCUUGAAGUUCAGCAGUGGGAUUUGCUCUGCAGGUAGUCUCGUGGUGCAGUUCACUUCGCUGAGUACUUCUUACUGGAUGCUGGAAUCUACCCGCAAAGGACUGGUCCAUGGUGGACUCUGGAGGAUCUGCUUGGGUCCAACAUGCACUUUCUAUCGGUUCCAUUUAUUAGCCCCCCAAAUCCAUGUGACCCGAGGAUUUCUAUUGAUGGCUUGUUUCUGUGGACUCAUCUCAUUGCUAUGCAUUUGUGUCUCUUUUGAACACAAUGACUUAUACGGCAUAUCAGUGGUCCGAACCGCUGCCUUCUUGAGCUUCCUUACAGGCUUCCUCAUCAUGAUUGGCAUGUCUAUUUUCACAACUUUUUACAGGAGAUCCAAAGCUUACACAGAAUUUUUACUCAUAUUUGGUUCCUCUUACGGCUUGGGCUGGGCCUCCAUUCCUUUGUAUGCAAUGACUGGUAUACUGCUAGUACUGACUCACAAAACAAUUGUCUCUGAGCAAUGGAUCCAGUCUUCCCUAGAUAUAUGA